GAGGGGGGGCAGAAGCCGUAUUCUCUCAUCACAGAUCGCCGUAUUAGCUGUGCUGUUAUCUACUACGCAUUUGAAAAGGCUCCGUAGACCCGUUGGUGACGAGGUGCAAGAGCUUCCCACCUUUGUCCGCGCCACGGCCGAUAACUGCCGCGCGGUUCAGAUUCUCGGCUCAUUGUCAGCGCUUCUCGACGCGUUUUUCGCUGAUUUUUUUCCGGGCUUAUCAGCGUGUGAGCGAAUGCUGGAUCUGUUUACAUCAGCCCUGACGCACGCCGGCCGUCGCUGUCUCUGAGCCCCGGCAAUCAGUCAAUCAGUCGGUUUUAGCCGAGCUUCUGUUGCAGUGAUAACCGACGAUGAAGCUCCACCUCGCCGCCCUGAUUAUUUGCUGCGCAUCAUUCUGCGUCAAAGAAUGCAGUCUGCGUAUACACCACUCUAAAAAUGAUGUACGGGAAUCUGAGUCCAGUCCAGUGUUCAGUAAAACUUAUUCUUUAACAGCUACUUUGUACAUACCAUAUGCUGAAAUCAGAGAACCUCUUUUCGCCUGGUAUGACUCAAAUGUAGGAGCAAGCCGAAUUGAUUACUAUGGAGGAAUGAUGAAAACCUACCAGCUUUCCAACUCAGGGCAGUAUGGUGCUAGUAUCAAAGUCGUGCCUGUUACAACAGAGGAUGAGACCAAUGUUGAAAGCUGCAUGCAAGUCAAUGGUUCAGACAGUUACCAUAUCACCCCUCAGUCAGUCGUCCCUGACUUGACCAACUUCAAAUUCAUCGGACAAGAUAUAGUUGAUGGAACUCCAGUUGACAAGUGGAGAUAUGUAGAAUCUGAUGGCCACAAAGUUAGCAAGUACACUGCCUGGGUCAGAUACGAGCGAGUCAAUGGAAGCAAGACACCUAUUCCUGUUCGGUAUGAAAUGAACGGCUACAAUUCACUCUUAGGCUCUCACUUUGAUCAUUACUAUUUAUCGUAUGAUUCAUAUACUACAGAGUCACCAGAUCCAGAUGUAUUCAUCAUCGCAGAAAACCUGAAGUGCGGGAGUUUUCCUGGCCCUGGAGUUGAUCAUAUCUACACGUUUAAUCCUAUCAAAGAAUUCAUUGAAAAUUACGAUGAACAUGUCGACAACUCCUUUGAUGCAUUCAAACGCAAGCACAACAAAUCGUACAGUCCUUCCACUCACGAACACAUCAACCGCAAAGAAAUUUUCCGACAAAAUUUAAGGUUCAUUCAUUCAAAGAACCGUGCAAACCUUGGCUUCCAAAUGGCAGUCAACCAUCUGGCGGAUCGUAGUGAAAUGGAGUUGAAAGCCCUAAGAGGCAGGAAAUACUCUGCUGGAUACAAUGGUGGAUUGCCAUUCCCUUAUGAUGCUGAAAAAGAGAUAGCAGAUGUUCCUGAAACAUUGGAUUGGAGACUCUUUGGUGCUGUUACACCAGUAAAAGAUCAAUCUGUCUGUGGCUCCUGUUGGACGUUUGGAACAACUGGCACUGUUGAAGGCGCAUUCUUCUUGAAGUAUAAGUAUCAAGUUGUCCUCGCUCCUCAAGCGUUGGUGGAUUGUUCUUGGGGAUAUGGAAACAAUGGUUGUGAUGGUGGGGAGGACUACAGGGCUUACAAGUGGAUUCAGAAGCAUGGUGGACUUCCAACUGAAGAAGAUUAUCCCUACCUUGGAGCGGACGGUUUCUGUCAUGUGAACAACUCCAGGCUUUUUGGAGGUAUCUCAGGCUAUGUGAAUGUUACUGUAAAUGAUGAAAAAGCUCUCAAGGUUGCCUUGUUCAAGAAAGGUCCCAUUUCCAUCUCAAUUGAUGCGUCACCCAGGACAUUUACCUUCUUCUCAAAUGGAAUCUAUGAUGAUCCUGAUUGUAAGAAUGGUGUGGAUGAGCUUGAUCACUCUGUGCUUCUGGUUGGUUACGGGUCUCUCAACGGUAAAGAAUAUUGGUUGGUGAAAAAUUCAUGGUCCACCUACUGGGGCAAUGAUGGCUACAUACUCAUUUCUCCUGUCAAUAAUAUCUGUGGAGUGACAACAGCUCCUACUUACGUCCUGAUGAAAUAAAUUCAAGUAUCCAGUGAACAAAAUUAAUGGACUGAAAGAAUGGUUUUCGUCAUCAUUUUUGUUUGUAACUCAGGGUUACCAUUCACUGACUGAAGUACAAAACUACAUGUAAGUUUUAAGAUGUGGUUGUAAGGUAAAAAAAAGAGAAAGUUCAACAGUUUUUGGCUCCGAGCAUGGUACUAGGAAUAAUUAGAUUUUCCUAAUUCAAGCUGUGCAAGAAAUGCGAUAAACUAUAUACAUACCAAAAUUAAUACAUUAUUUAUCUGCAGGAAGAACUCGAGGAUGAAAACAAAUUUUCUAUCAAAACCAGUGGCUCUGCUUUGUUGGUUAACAAGUUGAUUUUGCGGUAGAACUGUUCCAAGAGUGAGUAAAAAAAUGUUUUUUAUCACUCAGUUUUCAGUUGAAAAGACGAUUUUAAGAAUUUGACCUGCUGCUUAACUUCCAUUUUAAUUUGUCUCAGGGAUUUUCACCCUAAUGGACGUGUUUUAAUAUGAGAGGAAUUAGAAGCCAAUGAAACCUCCAAAUCUUGUCCAUUUGCUUACAAUCUCUUUGUGUCCUUCCUCACCUCCCAAAAAUAAAUUUGUGGACAGCCCCAAACUGAGCAACAGUCUUGUGUCCUUUCUCAGGUACUUAAUAAUCAGGACUAAAAAUACUAUCAAUAGUGUGAAACUACUAUGAUUUUCUACUUUGUUCCCCUAUUGAUGUAUGAGGAUAUUCAUUCUUAUAAUAUUCAAAUCACAGGAAUCAUUAGGCAGAGCUUCACAUAAUUUAAGUUUAUAUACCAGUCCUAAGUCAGCAUUAUCAAAUGCUUCUCAAGUGAAAAUAGAUUUUUAAUCGCACAGUCAGCCCUAAAAUUUAUUUUCACACAGUUUAAACCUUUAAAGUAUGAACUUCAAAUUGUUGCAAGGAUAAAGCAGAUAUCUCUUGAAUGGAUGCAUUCAUGCUACGCGGAACUAUCUGCAAAUGCAUUAAAUUUAGAAUAACUGAGGGAUUUACAUACUACAAAGCUCUUUUUGAUUUAAAUCAUCAUAGUUCCUUUCAGCAUUUAUACGUCAAAAGAAAAGACUGAUUUUAAACCUCUGAACACUGAUCAAAAAUAAUUAAUAAGAUCCAUCAAUAGCUGGUAAGUAUCAACGUAAUGUAACAUGAAGUAUUUUCUAAUGCCUGUGUGUUCUCCUUAUUAAAACCUUAAACAGAAUGUUUGUCUUCUCAAUCAUACCUGACUCUAGUGAUCCACAACAUGCUGAUUUUAAAGAUUUUUUUAUUUUCUUAAUUAUUAUUUUAGGAACUGGAGUACAACAGUUUGAGUUGUCUGAAAUGUGGUUAGAGGGAACAAAGGUUCAAUCUCAAUAAUUAUGAAACAGAUGUUUUUGCUUAUCCUCAGAUGUUCUUCAAGUUCCCAGACUGCCAUAGGAUAGAAAUAGAAAUAAAGUAUCUUCUUUCUAAAA
This is a messenger RNA of Bemisia tabaci, 3484 nucleotides long. It is a transcript of the gene CtsK1, whose product is annotated as C1 family peptidase 26-29-p. Lineage: Eukaryota; Metazoa; Arthropoda; Insecta; Hemiptera; Aleyrodidae. Gene Ontology annotation, molecular function: cysteine-type peptidase activity. The record is from RefSeq and is a predicted model, not a curated record. Gene Ontology annotation, biological process: proteolysis.